Asparagus officinalis (garden asparagus) is the source of this 1403-nucleotide messenger RNA. RefSeq lists its product as uncharacterized. The coding region runs from base 286 to 837 and encodes 183 amino acids. The transcript has 8 exons. The record is from RefSeq and is a predicted model, not a curated record. Gene Ontology annotation, biological process: GPI anchor biosynthetic process. Gene Ontology annotation, cellular component: glycosylphosphatidylinositol-N-acetylglucosaminyltransferase (GPI-GnT) complex. NCBI's taxonomy places the organism in Eukaryota, Viridiplantae, Streptophyta, Magnoliopsida, Asparagales, Asparagaceae.
UAUUUUAAUAAACAAAAUAAGAACCCAAACAAAGCAAUCCUUCCCUUUGUGCCCCCAUUUCCAUGGCAUCGGAAGUCCGUCGCCACCGUCGGAAGUCCUCGAGGGCUGCUAUCAUCUUCAGAUCUCCGUCAAAUGAUAUCCAACAUGUUUAAAAGAAACAAGGAAAGGGGGAGAAGAAAAAUAUUUGCUGACUUCAUGCCAUGUCGUGUGUUUGUUAUUUGGCUGUUAACUGAUUCAUGAACAAGGGCAGACCCAAUUUGAUAAAACUCUUCAGCUGGCAUAGCCAUGCCUCACUUCCUUCUUUCAAAAUGCAAGUACAGUUAUCAUCAUCAUGACCGGUCCCAGAAAGAACUAUCUCAAGCAAUUGAUAUUCAUGAUAUUUCCAUUGCAAAGAACUGGAUGCUGGUUAUUUUAUCAUACUUCGGCACCCUUUUAUUGAUAGCAAGUACCUGUUAUUUGUUAGUGAUGAAGGAAAUGUUACAAGUUAGUUCCAUUUGGAGCAUCUUUGUGGUUAUUAUCUUUGCCAAAUUGUUGCAGUACAAACCUGUUAAAAAAGAGUCUGUUGUGAUUAUGCCAGAAUUUGGGGUCCAGCUGGAAACUCACUAUUGGAGUGGUAGAAUCAGCCGCCGUUUUGUCCCCAUUGGGAAGAUUCUUAGACCAGUAAUAAAUGAAUGUGUAACCCCCAUCACUUGUUACUGGACCUUGGCUUUGAUUGUUCGUGAGGAGGAACAACUUCUACUAGUUUUUCAGGAAUUGCAACCACCUCUCAAAAUGCUGGUUCCAGUCUGGAAGGCUCUUUGCGCUGCCACUGAUUGCAAUGAAUCAAGCUCCUCGUGAAACUGUGCUAUAUCAAUGCAUGAGCGCAUAUCUCCGUAAAACCUAACGAUGUUGGGAUGUUCACGCAUGGCAUCAUUGUGACGUGGAAAAUUGGCAUAUGGAGCGUUGCAGUUUGGUUUAGCGUCUUACUCGUACUUCUUGCCAGGUAACGACUCAAGCUCACCUUAUCCGUGUCCUCGGAAGGCUGAGUCAAUCAUGGCCCUCUUGUCCGCCUGUUCAAUGAUGUCUAGAUCCUAAAGCUAAUCUAUGGCCGUAGACCCGGCGCAGGUGACAAGUCCCACUGCAUGCGGGUUCAAUCAUCUUUAGUUGGCAGGUUCAGUGAUCAUCUAUGAUAUUUUGUUUUGAUUGGGAAAGUUGUUCGUUAUCAACUCAAAGCCGAAUACCACCAAUUUGCCUAUAAAUGCUUUCUAUUCUGGAUAUAACGGGGUGAAUAUAUAUAUAUAUAUAUAACAUCAUCCUUAUUAUCACAUGGAUAUCAUUGUGGAAUUUUAAAUGACGUGAACAAUCCGCAGCUCAAAAUGUCAGGAUUGACUUAUUAUUCGUUCUUCUUUGUUUUCCUUCAUCAA